AUGUACCGCAAAGGCAACAAAUACCGUAUCGGUUACUAUAUAGAUGAUGGCUGGUUCACCCCAGCACCGGCGAUACAACGAGCAGUAAUGGAAGCAAAAGCCCAUUUGGAAGCUACCGGUCACACGGUGGUGCCGUUCCAACCUCCCAAAGUUCCCGAGAUGAUGCGACAUUACCUUCGAGCGGUCUGCGUUGAUGGUGGCAAAUUCCUGUACAGUAAACUCUCGAGUGACAUUCUUGAUCCUUCUCUCUAUGGCCAGAUGUUCAUAUUCUUGGUACCGAUCUGGAUACAGCGACUUCUGGCUUAUCCAGUAGAGAAAUUCUUCCCUAGAAUGGCAAACAUGAUGAGGGCAAUGACCCUCAGCACAUUCGGUAAGCAUUUUUAA
This is a messenger RNA of Cooperia oncophora, 384 nucleotides long. NCBI's taxonomy places the organism in Eukaryota, Metazoa, Nematoda, Chromadorea, Rhabditida, Trichostrongylidae. The record is from the annotation of a GenBank genome assembly.